GCGUCCCAAAGGGGGAACACAGCAGGUUUAUGGUAAUAAGCCUCAGAGGAGGAGAGCAGGAGGAGAAGGAGGCGGAGGAGAGCCACGGAGCCAUUUUGUACUCAUUUUAAACUCCAGUGUGGGUUAACGCAGCCGCUGCGCGCCGUGGAUACGCCGAUACUAUGGAUACCGAGCGUCUUUUUCCACGUUGAAACUUCACGAUGAGGGAUAAAAGUAAAACACGGUGCUGGGAGAGGGAGAGUUAAUGCUUUUACGGUGGAGUUUCGGUGAAGUUGAAUGGGAUUUUGUAGGUUUACAAGCAUGGAGUCACCGAUGUACUGGAUUUGGGUCUGUGUCCUGUUCAACGUGCCGCUUGCGGGAUGUUUGGAGAUGCACCUUUCGGAGACUUUACAGCCCGGGACCCUUCUGGCGAACCUGUCGCUCGGACCUGGGUGGACUUAUAAAAUUGACAGGACUUUAUCCCCUAAAUUCACCCAGAGCUUUCUCCAAGUUGAUAGGCACGAUGGAGUUAUCCGGCUGUCCCACAAAGUUCAGUGCGCGCACACACCGAGGAGGAACCCGGCGUCUGUUUAUUUCAGAGCAGGUUCCUCAACAUCUGGGGACGUUAUUCUGACACAGUUUAAUGUGUUUGUCCACGGCCAGGACUGUUUUAUUAAAUACAAGAGAAAGAAAGCGUCAGGUAAGCCAGACAUUCACAUUAAACACCUUUCAAAACUGGAGGCAACUUCCUGCUUACCCCCAGGUAAAUUGCUGUUGAAUGUAACAGAACGUUUGCCUGCCUUCACGCGCAGCAUCGCUUUUUUGGACACUGAAUGUGUUGGAAAAGACUUGAGUGCACUGUUCAGGCACGGCGAUUUGUUCCUAGCCAGUGACUUGUGUCUUGGGCACAGGCAGCCUGAAGUAAACUUGCACUGCGCGUUGCACAGCUCUCCAGGCGGCCGACUCUCUGUGCAGCUGAGUUUGACGCUUAUAAAAGUGUCCAAACAACAUGGAUCCGUAUCAGAACCCGUCCAGAAAAUGCCUGGCAAAUUGAUCCGCAGGGGGAAGAGACAGGUGAACGCGUCUCCCCAGUUCCAGCUCCCCAACUAUCAGGUGUCCGUGCCCGAGAAUGAGCCUGCGGGGACGCGCGUUAUCACCCUGAAAGCCACUGACCCGGAUGAUGGAGAGGCAGGGAGGCUGGAGUAUAGCAUGGAAGCCUUGUUUGACAGUAGGUCCAAUGACUUUUUCACCAUUGAUUCUCAAACAGGGAGCAUAACAACCGUCCAGGCAUUAGACAGAGAAGUCAAAGACACCCAUGUUUUCAAAGUCACUGUGACUGACAAUGGCACCCCAAAAAGAUCUGCCACUUCUUACCUCACUGUCACUGUGAGUGACACUAAUGAUCAUAGCCCGGUGUUUGAGCAAACUGAAUACCGUGUCAGCAUCCGGGAGAAUGUAGAAGUGGGCUUUGAAGUGAUGACAAUCCGGGCCACUGAUGGGGACGCUCCCUCCAAUGCCAACAUGAUUUAUAAGAUUGUGAACGCCGAUGGAGUCAACUCAGUGUUUGAAAUCGACCCCCGGAAUGGCCUGGUGAGGAUCAGGGAGCGGCCUGACAGGGAGACCCAGGCCCAGUACCAGCUGAUUGUCGAGGCCAAUGACCAGGGCAAAGACCCGGGUCCCCGCAGUGCCACUGCCACUGUCCACAUCUCGGUGGAGGAUGAGAACGACAACUACCCACAGUUCAGUAAAAAGAGGUAUGUUGUACAGGUCCCAGAGAAUGUGGCUGUCAACACCAAAGUCAUCCAGGUGGAGGCUACAGACAAAGAUGAGGGGAACAAUGCCAAAGUCCAUUACAGCAUCAUCAGUGGGAAUGUGAAAGGACAGUUCUACAUUCACUCCCCCACUGGUGUGAUUGAUGUCAUCAAUCCUCUGGACUAUGAGAUGAUUCGGGAGUACAAUUUGCGUAUUAAGGCUCAAGACGGGGGCAGGCCUCCACUGAUAAAUGGCACAGGGAUGGUGGUGGUGCAAGUGGUGGACAUGAAUGACAAUGCCCCUAUGUUUGUCAGCACACCUUUCCAGGCUACUGUGUUGGAAAACGUGGCCAUUGGUUACUCUGUGAUCCACAUUCAAGCCAUUGACGGUGAUUCAGGAGAGAACGCUCGCUUGGAAUAUCGGCUCACUGACACCACACCUGGUUUUCCAUUCACCAUCAAUAACAGCACAGGCUGGAUUACUGUGUGUGAGGAGCUUGACAGAGAGACCACUGACUUCUACACAUUUGGCGUGGAGGCAAGAGAUCAUGGAAUACCUGUGAUGUCCUCCUCCGCCAGUGUCAGCAUCACGGUGCUUGAUGUGAAUGACAACGUGCCCACAUUUACAGAGAAAGUCUACUCACUGAAGAUCAAUGAAGAUGCUGUGGUGGGGACCAGCGUGCUGACAGUGACAGCUGUGGAUAGGGAUGUCAACAGUGUUGUAACUUAUCAGAUCUCCAGUGGCAACACCAGGAACCGCUUCGCCAUCACUAGCCAGAGUGGCGGUGGGCUCAUAACCUUAGCCCUCCCUUUGGACUACAAGCAGGAGCGCCAGUAUGUCCUGACGGUGACCGCCAGUGAUGGAACACGCUAUGACACAGCUCAGGUGUUCAUCAAUGUGACGGAUGCCAACACACAUCGGCCCGUCUUCCAAAGUGCCAACUAUCAGGUGAUGCUCAGUGAAGAAAAACCAGUGGGCUCUACCGUGGUGGUUAUCAGUGCAACGGAUGAGGACACAGGGGAAAAUGCUCGCAUCACGUAUGUAAUGGAAGACAAUGUUCCUCAGUUUAAAAUUGACCCAGAUACAGGUGCCAUCACAACACAAAUGGAGAUAGACUAUGAAGACCAGGCCUCCUACACAUUAGCCAUCAUCGCCAGAGACAAUGGCAUCCCUCAGAAAUCUGACACCACCUAUGUGGAAAUUAUCAUCCUUGAUGCUAAUGAUAAUGUUCCUCAGUUCCUCAGAGAUAUGUACCAGGGGACUGUAUUUGAAGAUGCACCUGUCUACACCAGUGUUCUCCAGAUCUCUGCUUCAGAUAGAGACUCUGGGUCGAACGGCAGGCUGAGCUAUACGUUCCAGGGUGGCGAUGAUGGAGAGGGAGAUUUUUUCAUAGAACCUUACUCUGGUAUCAUCAGAACUGCUCGCAAACUGGACAGGGAGAACGUUCCUGUGUAUAACCUAAAGGCCUUUGCUGUAGAUAAGGGGGUUCCACCACUGAAAGCAGCUGUUAACAUUCACGUUGUAGUCCAAGAUAUAAAUGACAAUGCUCCAGUGUUCGAGAAGGAUGAACUUUAUAUUGAUGUGGAGGAGAACAGCCCGGUCGGGUCCGUCGUGGCCAGAAUCACUGCCGCCGAUCCCGAUGAGGGCACCAACGCUCAGAUCAUGUAUCAGAUUGUAGAAGGAAAUAUCCCUGAAGUUUUCCAGCUGGACAUUUUUAACGGUGACCUCACUGCACUCACUGAUCUAGAUUAUGAGACUAAAACAGAGUACGUCAUAGUGGUCCAGGCCACCUCAGCACCACUAGUGAGCAGGGCCACCGUUCACAUUCGCCUGAUAGACAUGAAUGACAAUCAGCCUGUACUGCAGGACUUUGAGAUUAUUUUCAACAACUAUGUCACCAACAAGUCCAACAGUUUUCCAUCAGGAAUAAUAGGAAAGGUACCAGCUCAUGACCCGGAUGUAUCGGAUAAGCUACGGUACAAGUUUGAAUCUGGAAAUGAACUCAGUCUGCUGCUGUUGAAUGAGGACACUGGAGAUCUGAGGUUGAGCAGGGACCUGGACAAUGACAGGCCCCUGGAAGCCCCCAUGACCAUUUCCGUCACAGAUGGUCUCCAUCGUGUUGUGGCCCUUUGCACGCUACGUGUCACCAUCAUCACUGACGACAUGCUGACCAACAGCAUCACUGUGCGUCUGGAGAACAUGUCCCAGGAGCGCUUCCUCUCCCCCCUACUCAGCCUCUUCCUGGAAGGUGUAGCGGCUGUUCUCUCCACCAAACGGGAGGCAGUGUUUGUGUUCAACAUCCAAAACGACACCGACGUGCAAGGCUCCAUCCUCAACGUAACCUUUUCGGCGAUGCAGCCUGGAGGUGGCCCAGGUAAAGGGACGUUCUUCCCGUCUGAGGAGCUGCAGGAACAGAUCUACCUCAACAGGACUCUGCUCAGGCUGAUAUCCUCUCAGGAGGUGUUGCCAUUUGACGACAACAUCUGCCUGCGCGAGCCCUGUGAGAACUACAUGAAGUGUGUGUCGGUGCUGAAGUUCGACAGCUCCCCUCCCUUCAUCGCCUCUGACACGGUUCUGUUUCGGCCCAUCCACCCCAUCAACGGGCUGCGCUGCCGCUGUCCGGUCGGUUUUACUGGGGACUACUGCGAGACUGAGAUCGACCUGUGCUACUCGGGGCCGUGCAAGAACAACGGCAGGUGCCGCAGCCGAGAGGGAGGGUACACCUGCGAGUGCCUGGAGGACUUCACAGGUGAACACUGUGAGCUGAAUGCAUCAUCAGGCCGCUGUGUACCAGGUGUGUGUAAGAAUGGCGGCAAGUGUGUCAACAGGCUGGCAGGUGGUUUCAUGUGCCAGUGUCCACCAGGGGAGUACGAGAAGCCGUACUGUGAGAUGACCACCCGCAGUUUCCCAGGACAGUCCUUCAUCACCUUCAGAGGCCUGCGGCAAAGGUUCCACUUUACUGUCUCCUUCAUGUUUGCCACCAGAGAAAGAAACGCUCUGCUUCUCUACAAUGGCAGAUUUAAUGAGAAACACGAUUUCAUCGCCCUGGAGAUCAUUGACGAACAGAUUCAGCUCACCUUCUCUGGAGGUGAGACAAAGACCACAGUGUCUCCCUACAUCCUAGGCGGGGUUAGUGACGGCCAGUGGCACUCUGUCCAGCUCCAUUACUACAACAAGCCUAACAUUGGGCGUCUAGGCAUCCCUCAUGGACCGUCUGGAGAAAAGGUGGCUGUGGUUGCAGUGGAUGACUGUGACAUCUCCAUGGCGAUUCGCUUUGGAAAGCAGAUCGGCAACUACUCCUGCGCUGCCCAGGGCACUCAGACCGGACAGAAGAAGUCACUGGAUCUAACAGGACCAUUGUUGCUGGGUGGCGUUCCCAACCUGCCUGAGGACUUCCCGGUCAGAAACAGAGACUUUGUUGGCUGCAUGAGGAACCUCAGCAUCGACAGCAAACCCAUCGACAUGGCCAGUUACAUUGCUAACAACGGCACCACAGAAGGUUGUCCCGCAAAGAAAAACUUCUGCGCAAAUGAUGUGUGUCAGAAUGGAGGAGUGUGUGUCAGCAAGUGGAACACCUACAGCUGCGACUGCCCAACCGGUUACGGAGGCAAGAACUGUGAACAAGUGAUGCCAUCUCCUCAGUUCUUCGAUGGUCAGGCGCUGGUUUCCUGGAGUGACCCAGACAUCACUGUCGCUGUUCCCUGGUACAUAGGCCUCAUGUUCCGCACCAGACAGCCUGCUGGCACCCUGAUGCAGGCCAAUGUUGGACCUUCUUCUACCAUCAACCUCAUGGUGAGUGAGCAACAGGUCCGUAUGGAAGUGCUGCUGAGGCAGCAGCUGGUGGCGGCGCUGAGCUUCCCCCAAGUUCGUGUCAAUGACGGGGAGUGGCACCACUUACUUGUUGAAUUAAGGAGCAUUAAAGACGGCAAGGACAUUAAAUACAUGGCCACUGUGUCCCUGGACUACAGCAUGUACCAGAAGUCGGUGGAGAUUGGUAAUGACCUGCCAGGUCUGAAGCUGCAAACUCUUCAUGUUGGAGGUUUGCCUGGGGAGGGAAACCAUGUCAAGAAAGGAUUUGUUGGCUGCAUACAGGGUGUGCGUAUGGGUGAGACAUCAACCAAUGUAGCCAAUGUGAACAUGGCUCAGGGCCUAAAGAUCCGUGUGCAUGAUGGCUGUGAUUUGGAUGACCCCUGCGACUCCAACAUCUGCCCCGACAACAGCCACUGCAGCGACGACUGGAGCACACACACCUGCAUCUGUGACCCAGGUUACUUUGGUAAGGAGUGUGUGGACGCUUGUCAGCUCAACCCCUGUGAGCAUGUUUCCACCUGCGUUCGCAAACCAAGUUCCUCUCAUGGCUACACCUGUGAAUGUGGACAAAACUACUAUGGCCAGUACUGCGAAUACAAAGUGGAGAAGCCGUGUCCUCAAGGCUGGUGGGGCAGUCCAGUGUGUGGACCCUGUAACUGUGACACUAACAGGGGAUUUCAUAAAGACUGCAACAAGACCACUGGAGAGUGUCGCUGCAAGGACAACCACUAUCGUCCAGAGGGUGAGGACACUUGCUACCCCUGCGAAUGUUUCUCAGUUGGCUCUGAGUCUCGGACCUGUGACCCCGUCACGGGGCAGUGCCCCUGUAAAGGAGGAGUCAUAGGUCGUCAGUGUAAUCGCUGUGAUAACCCCUUCGCAGAGGUCACCCCCACUGGAUGUGAAGUGGUGUAUGAGGGCUGUCCCAAGGCGUUUGAUGCAGGCAUCUGGUGGCCCAAGACCAAGUUUGGACGCCCUGCUGCCAUGAACUGUCCCAAAGGAUCCAUCGGUACUGCCAUUCGCCACUGCAGUGAUGAGAAAGGCUGGUUGUUGCCUGAGCUCUUCAACUGCACUACCGUCACCUUCUCCCAUCUAAAGAAACUGAACGAGGACCUGCGCCGCAACAGCUCAAGGAUGGACAGCGAACGCUCCAAGACCAUCGUGCGUUUGCUUCACAGCGCCACCAACAACACCCCGCAUUACUACGGCAACGACGUGAAAACGGCCGCCCAGCUGCUGAAUUACGUGCUGCAGUAUGAGAGCAGGCAGGCGGGAUUUGACCUCACUGCCAUGAGGGACGCAGAGUUCAAUGAGAAUCUGGUGCGAGCAGGCAGUGCCAUACUGGAUCCUGAUAACAAGGAGUACUGGGAGCAGAUCCAGAAGACUGAGGGCGGCACCGCGCAUCUGCUCCGCAACUUCGAGGACUACGCCAACACUCUGGCACAGAACGUCAGGAAAACCUACCUGAAACCCUUCACCAUUGUUACUGACAACAUGAUUCUAACCGUGGACUACCUGGAUGUGUCAGACCCGGAUAAGGUGACGUUCCCUCGGUUCCAGGACAUCCAGGAGUACUAUCCCAGAGAGCUCGGGUCCUCCAUCCACUUCCCCCAGUUCAACCUCCACACUCAGGGCCACAGAGCAGAGCCCACUGCGGCCCCUUCGACUCAGACCAAUCCCCCCCAAGAGGAGGAGCACACAGUCUCUGAUAGGAGACGCCGACACCUCGAGCCAGCCGCCCCUCUGCCGGUCGCCGUGGUGAUAGUGUACAAAUCACUGGGAAAGCUACUUCCAGAAAGAUACGACCCUGAUCGCAGAAGUCUGAGGCUCCCCAACCGGCCAGUGAUCAACACAGCCAUAGUGAGCGCCACAGUCCACACCGAGGGCCCGCCUCUCCCUCCCAUCCUGGACCCCCCCAUCACCCUGGAGUACACCCUGCUGGAGACAGAGGAGAGGACCAAGCCUGUCUGUGUCUUUUGGAAUCACUCCAUUGCGAUUGGAGGGACAGGCGGCUGGUCCUCUAAAGGCUGUGAAGUGCUGAAUAGGAACAACAGCCACAUAAGCUGUCAGUGUAAUCACCUGACCAGCUUUGCUGUGCUGAUGGAUAUCUCCAAGAGAGAGCACGGCGAUGUUCUCCCCCUGAAGAUCGUCACGUACACCACAGUAGCAGUCUCCCUCAUACUUCUCCUCAUCACCUUCAUCUUACUGUGCCUGCUGCACCGGCUCCGCUCCAACCUCCACGCCAUCCACAGGAACCUGGUGGCAGCGCUCUUCUUCUCUGAGCUCGUCUUCCUGCUCGGCAUCAACCAGACUGACAACCCGUUUGUGUGCACAGUGAUAGCCAUCCUCCUCCAUUACUUCUACAUGUGCACCUUCGCCUGGAUGUUUGUGGAGGGGCUGCACAUCUACCGCAUGCUGACUGAGCUGCGCAACAUCAACCACGGCCACAUGAGGUUCUACUACGCCAUGGGCUGGGGCAUACCGGCAAUCAUCACUGGUCUGGCAGUAGGUCUUGACCCUCAGGGAUAUGGGAACCCAGAUUUCUGUUGGCUCUCUGUCCAUGACACACUCAUCUGGAGCUUCGCAGGACCCAUCUUUGUAGUAGUCCUGGUGAACAUAGUGAUCUUUAUUCUUGCUGCAAAGGCUUCUUGUGGUCGCAGGCAGAAGGCUGUGGAGAAGUCUGGAGCUAUUCCUGCACUUCGAAUGGCCUUCCUCCUGUUGCUGCUCAUCAGCGCCACCUGGCUGCUCGGUCUAAUGGCGGUCAACAGUGACGUCAUGACUUUCCACUACCUUUUUGCUGUCUUCAGUUGUCUGCAGGGAGUCUUCAUCUUCUUCUUCCAUGUGGUCUUCAAUAAAGAAGUGAGGAAAAACCUCAAGAACGUCUUCACAGGAAAGAAGAGUGUACCAGAUGAGUCCAGCACCACAAGGGCGUCUUUACUCACACGUUCUCUCAACUGCAACAACACGUACACAGAGGACGGCCCAUUGUACCGCUCGGGCAUUGGAGAGUCCACAGUGUCUCUGGACAGUACGCUCAGGUCAGCUAAGAGCCGCAGCAGCUACCUGGCUUACACACUCAGGGAGGAGUCUGGUCAGAAGCCCAGUGUCUCUUCUGGGACAGCUAAAGGACACACAGAUCUGGACGGACCCCUGUUCCACAGAAACGGCACCAAGGGAGAUGACUCUGACUCAGACAGUGAGCUGUCAGUGGAUGAACACAGCUCCUCCUACGCCUCCUCCCACUCCUCCGACAGCGAGGACGACGACAUUGAUGUUAAGCCCAAGUGGAACAAUGAGAGGCAGCCCAUUCACAGCACACCUAAAGCAGAUUCAGUGCCCAAUCACAUGAAGCCUUACUGGCCAGCAGAGGCUACCACAGCUAGUGACAGCGAAGAUCCAGGUGGUGCAGAGAGGCUAAGGGUGGAGACCAAGGUGAAUGUGGAGCUGCACCCAGAAAAUAAGCUUAACCAUAUUGGAGAAAGAGAGAGGGAGAUGCCCCAGGAGAGAGACAAACAGACGCCUAGUAACGCUAAAGAUGGACUGCCCCCCAGCCAACCCAACAGCAACAGCAACCAUCAACCAGAGCAGAGAAAAGGUAUCUUAAAGAACAAGAUCAGCUACCCCCCUCCGCUGACCGACAAGAACAUGAAGAACCGUCUGAGGGAGAAGCUUAGCGACUACAACCCCCCCACCAUCACCUCCCCUCCCCCCAACAACAACAACACCACCUCCUCCCCGCUGCCUUCCUCCGUCAACAUCAUGGCCCCUUCGUCCCGGCCGCCCUCACUGGCCUCCAAUGACGGCGGUCGACCGGGCAACCACGACACAAGCUCACUCAUCAAGCCACCCGUCGCUCCGCGACCACAGGUUCCCACUGGGCCCCCGCCAGCGGGCAUCUACCGGGAGACCAACGGGGGAGUCGCCAUGCACUUGAAGUCAGGAACAGUCAAUGGAGGCAAUGAGUCUGACUCAGAUGGCAGUAACGAGACUUCGAUCUGACCUGUUAGGAAAACCCAGACCAGCCUGCCUUUGUGAGAAGAGGAGGAGGAGCAAGCGGAGAAACCGCUCAGGGGGAGGAGAGCUGAGAGCGAGGGAAAUGAAAUUAAAGAAAAAAAGAAGAUAGAGGGGUGCUGAAGAUCCAGUGAAAGGAGGGGAAAAAGUUGCUCCCCACUCCUGACCUGUCCACCCAUCCCUCCCUUCGUGUUCCCUCUCUUCUGGAGAGCAGUAUUAAUUGCAGACUUAAAGACUGCCUGAGACGAGGAAAUAAGCAGAGAAAAUGGAAAGAUGUGAGAAAUAAUAAAGGGAAUGCUGUGUUGGACUGUAACAAGAGACGAUGAAACGGAGCCAUGUGUGCCAAAACCACUAAAGGAAAUGGGGAUGGAGAGUUAGAAAAUGAAGAAUGCCCCAGAAUGCUUUGCAAGCCCCAAAAUGGUCAUGGUUAUGAGGAGUCUGUGAGGGGACAUCAUGUGUUCCUUAUCAUUGGAAAGCUGGACUGUACUUUGGGCCAUCUUCUUUCUUGGAGAAAGUCAGAUGUAUAAUCACUGAGCAUGAACCCAUACAUGCUGGUACAGUUUCAUUUGUAGUCCAAAAGGAUUUCAAGGACUACAAGUCCCUUAAACUGUCAGACAUAAACCUGACACAACCUGUUCUCACUGACUUGUUGAUACAGAACAGCACUACCACACACCAAGUGCUCUUUUCUUCUUCUUUUUUUAAACUCAAAGAAAGGCUUCCCCAGCCUCUCGAUGCAGUGCAUUUAGAGUGUAAUUAAUGUGUAGAUAUUGUUAAAGGUGAAGAAGAAAUGAUCUAUUUUGUAUUUCAGCUGUAGCAAGGACAAGUUUUCUAAACUAAAAAUCAUUUGCCUGUGUUAUGUUGGGAACGCUUUCCUAUUGUGAAAAUCACUUGAUAUGCUGGUUUAAUCGACUGAGAACAAUAAUCUGUGUGCCUUCAUCCUGGAUUGAGGCCUUAACACAUGCAUACACACUCACACACAUAUACUGUAUUAGUCUGUAAUGGGCUUUCAGGUGAUGUAACACACUCUCUGGUAGCAUGAUUUGCUAUACAGACACAGAACAGUAAGGCCUAAAUGAGCAUUCAAUUUUGUGGAAUGGAGGGAAAUUCCCUCUCUGUUGAAAACUGUUUUUCAGUUCGAGCACUAUAAACCCGAAGCCUUCUUUUCCAGUGUCCAUCCUGCCUGUUUGUUCAAUGCAACACACUCCUGGUUACCAAAGUCAUGAGAUACAGUAAAUGUGCACACAAGAGUUGGAGUCAGUUCACUUUGAACUCAGUCAAAUUUCAAAAUAGUUUAAAAAAGAAAGAAAAAAGAAAAAAAAACAUUGCAAGACAUUUGUUGCAUGAAAGCAAAGCACACUUAGAAAAUAGAUUUCAUGUUUUUAGCAUGUUUUAGUCCAGAAUUGAUAUAAAUUCUGAAUCUGAAUUCAAAGUGAAAAUAACACCAGCUCUAAUGCAUUUUGCAGCUAUUAUAAGGCAACUUAAAGUCUGGUUUACCAACGCCUUUGUAUUGUUCACCCCAGUGUUUUUGCCCUCAUGCAGUCAAUGCUGCCGAAAAAUGUCCUUGUUUUUUUAUUGAUCAGAGACACUGGAAAUGUUUUGUAACAUAAUGUAUAUUUAUUUUUUAUGGUUUUAAGACACUGGAAAGAAAAAGAUGAUUGUGACUGUAAAAUUAAAAAUGACAUGAUGAAUUUUUAA
Lates calcarifer (barramundi perch) is the source of this 11247-nucleotide messenger RNA. RefSeq names its product cadherin EGF LAG seven-pass G-type receptor 1a (gene celsr1a). Gene Ontology annotation, cellular component: plasma membrane. Gene Ontology annotation, molecular function: G protein-coupled receptor activity; calcium ion binding. Gene Ontology annotation, biological process: G protein-coupled receptor signaling pathway; cell surface receptor signaling pathway; homophilic cell-cell adhesion. NCBI's taxonomy places the organism in Eukaryota, Metazoa, Chordata, Actinopteri, Centropomidae. The record is from RefSeq and is a predicted model, not a curated record.